UAUUGCAAACUCUGAAACGACUAGUAAUUCAUAAACAAUUCUAAUGAAAUCAAUCAGAGGAUCUUCUUAUCUUAAUGACACUAUCCUACAAGCUACGGAGUACUAAUUACUUCCUAAACACCUCAUACUCUUCCCUAAUUCUACGGGCACUACCAUGUUCAUUAAGAUUAGUACGCACGUUUUGAUAAUAAUUAAUGUAUUACUCUGUUUGUAACUAAUACGCACUUAUAGUAUGUACCUAGGACUAGGAGAGUAGGAGUAAUUUCCAUUCAGGUUUAUAAACAGAUGCAUAGCAUACUUGUUCUCCUUAUGCCCUCACAAGUCACAACCAUCAUUUUUUUCUUCCAACAAUAAUUAAUCAUGGUAACCUUUGAAAGAGAUUCACUUACCUUCAUUUUCCUCAUAACCUUAGUUCUUACUACUAUCUUCUGUCCUCUGCUAGUACAAUCCUGCAAUGCCAUAGACAAAGAAGCAUUACUCGAUUUCAAGCGUGGGAUCCAAUACGGCGAUUUUCAACAACUAUCAACAAUAACAUGGCUCCCUAACACCGACUGUUGCGCAACCUGGCGAGGCAUGAGUUGUGAUCCUAUCACUAAAAGGGUAGUUCGAAUUUCCUUAUCUGGCCCUGCUGUUAGUGACUUAGGUCCAACCAUAUACAUACAAGGUACACUCUCUCCUUUCCUUGGCAAUCUUACCUAUCUUCGAAUCCUUGACAUUAGUAACCUUGGAGGGAUAACUGGUCCUAUCCCUCCUCAAUUAGGCAAAUUGUCACACUUAACUCAUCUUUCAUUACCCUACAAUGACUUAAACGGUUCCAUACCCGCUUCAUUUGGUAACCUCCAUAAGUUAAAGUAUCUAUUCCUUGGACACAAUGCCCUCUCUGGUACUAUUCCUCACGCUGUUUUUCGAUCAAUGAAGUCACUCUUAACAUUGAAUUUACAGGGAAAUUUCUUCACUGGCUCAAUACCGCCUUCCAUUGCAAAUCUAAUAUCACUCCAGCAGCUCUUUUUAGGCCAGAAUUCUUUCUCCGGUGAGUUUCCAACCGGUAUUACCAAACUAAAGCACCUUAAAUAUGUAGAUAUCUCAGAAAAUAAAAUCAGAGGAAGUAUACCAAAUUCUGUCAGUGAACUCUCCCAAGUAGAAACGUUAUUUCUAAACAAUAAUAACCUUACUGGACAAAUACCAAAUUCGAUAGGUAAACUCUUUCAGAUGCAGGAAUUAUAUUUGAAUUAUAACGAAUUAACCGGAAACAUACCACAUUCUGUAGGCGAACUCUUCCAACUGAAAUCUUUACACCUCGCCCAUAAUAAAAUUACUGGAGUCAUACCGGAUUCUGUAGGUGAACUCUCGCAGCUGCAAAAUUUAUACCUCCUCGAUAAUAGACUCACUGGAUCUAUUCCUUCUACUGUAGGCAGCCUUGUUUCUUUAGUGUCCAUGGAUUUGAGUCAGAAUAAAUUGACAGGAGUUAUACCAAAUUCUAUAGGCAAACUCAUCAGAAUUGGGCGUAUAGUGUUGGAAAACAAUAUGAUUACAGGAAAGUUACCACCGAGUAUAGGACAAUUAACUACAUUAAGCGAGAUUAUGUUCUCAAAUAACAACUUAGUUGGAGAAAUCCCUUCGAGUUUUGGCAAUCUUAACAGCCUGACGCAUUUGGAUUUGUCUAAGAAUCAACUCACAGGGAAAUUGUCUUCUUGGAUAGGUAACUUGAGUUAUAGUUUAUGGUCCCUUAACUUAUCAAAUAAUAGAUUCUACUCCACCAUUCCCCAAGAGUUGAAGAAUCUUUAUCAACUGGUAGAACUUGAUCUUCACUCAAAUAACUUCACUGGUUCCUUGGGAGUUAUAUUUGAUAAAGAAUUAUCGGAUUACUACACCUCCAUCGACGUGUCUAGCAAUAAGUUCACAGGUCCAAUUGAUGUAAACAUAGGGAGUAAGCCUGUUAUGGCAUACAUUAAUUCAUUGAUCUUGUUCAAUAACCCAUUGGGAGGAUCCAUACCAAAGUCGAUGGGGAAUUUGACCCAACUACGAGUGUUGGAGAUGGUGGGUAACCGGCUUUCAGGAAGAAUCCCUCAAGAACUCGGGAAUGCCAACCAAUUGAGCACGAUUUUGCUAUCGAGGAAUCGGCUGAAUGGAAGUAUUCCCAGGAAAGUGUUGAAUUUGGAGGUACUGGAAGUGUUUGAUGUCUCAAGAAAUCAAUUUAGUGGAAAGAUUCCUACACAUAACACUAAUAUUCCUGCUUCUGCAUUUGCGCGUAAUCUUGGCCUAUGUGGUUCUCCGCUCCCUCCUUGUAAGCGUUGGUAGUAUAUUAUUGUAUGAACACUCUGCUAGAGUUCAAAUCAACUUCAUGUGUUUUUAAUCUUCAUGUACUCUUCUCUUCAAUGUCAUCAAUGAAUAACAGCGCUGCAAGUCACUCUUUC
This is a messenger RNA of Spinacia oleracea (spinach), 2414 nucleotides long. Its product is annotated as LRR receptor-like serine/threonine-protein kinase GSO2. The coding region runs from base 361 to 2298 and encodes 645 amino acids. The record is from RefSeq and is a predicted model, not a curated record. Lineage: Eukaryota; Viridiplantae; Streptophyta; Magnoliopsida; Caryophyllales; Amaranthaceae. Gene Ontology annotation, molecular function: protein binding. The transcript has a single exon.